Molecule: messenger RNA, 5029 nt
Organism: Coturnix japonica (Japanese quail)
Lineage: Eukaryota; Metazoa; Chordata; Aves; Galliformes; Phasianidae
Gene: NUCB2
Product: nucleobindin 2
Cellular component (GO): endoplasmic reticulum-Golgi intermediate compartment; extracellular exosome
Molecular function (GO): calcium ion binding
Source: RefSeq, a predicted model, not a curated record
GAGAUCUGUCCCCAUGGAAACGAGAGGCCGUGCCGCCGUGACGCCGCCGGUGCCGCAUCGUGACGCGCCGCUGCUCGGCGGGACCCUCGGGAGCCGCUUUCCCCGCUCACAACCACCUCUGUUUCCUCUGAGAGGCGGCGGGACGCAAGAUGAAGUGGCGAUCUCUCUUGCCUCGGCAAUGUAUUUUGCUGAUACCAUUUCUCCUAAUGGCUUUGGAAGCAGUACCUAUAGACAUAGAUAAGACAAAAGUCAAAGGAGAAGGUCACGUAGAAGGAGAGAAGAUAGAAAAUCCGGAUACAGGGCUUUAUUAUGAUGAAUAUCUCAGGCAAGUAAUUGAUGUCUUGGAAACAGAUAAGCAUUUCAGGGAGAAACUCCAGACUGCAGACAUAGAAGAAAUAAAGAGUGGAAAGCUAAGCAGAGAGCUUGACUUAGUAAGCCACCAUGUGAGAACACGGCUGGAUGAACUCAAACGACAAGAGGUGGCAAGAUUAAGAAUGUUAAUUAAAGCCAAAAUGGAUUCUGUUCAAGAUACUGGCAUAGACCAUCAGGCUCUCCUUAAACAGUUUGAGCACCUGAACCAUCAGAAUCCUGACACGUUUGAGCCGAAGGACUUAGAUAUGUUGAUCAAAGCGGCUACAAGUGACCUGGAGAAUUACGAUAAAACCCGCCAUGAGGAAUUUAAGAAAUACGAAAUGAUGAAAGAACAUGAGAGAAGAGAGUAUUUAAAAACAUUGGAUGAAGAAAAGAGGCAGCGUGAAGAAUCCAAAUUUGAAGAGAUGAAAAAGAAACAUGGAGAUCACCCUAAAGUUCACCAUCCUGGAAGCAAAGAUCAAUUGAAAGAGGUGUGGGAAGAAGCAGAUGGGCUAGAUCCAAAUGAGUUUGACCCCAAAACAUUCUUCAAAUUACAUGAUGUCAAUAAUGAUCAUUUCCUGGAUGAGCAAGAAUUGGAAGCCCUAUUUACAAAAGAGCUAGAAAAAGUAUAUGACCCAAAAAAUGAAGAGGAUGACAUGGUUGAAAUGGAAGAAGAGAGGCUGAGAAUGAGAGAACAUGUAAUGAAUGAGGUUGACAUCAACAAGGACAGACUAGUAACUUUGGAAGAGUUCCUGCGAGCUACAGAAAAAAAAGAAUUUUUGGAGCCAGAUAGUUGGGAGACGCUAGAUCAACAGCAGCUCUUCACUGAGGAUGAACUGAAGGAAUUUGAAAGUCAUAUUUCUCAGCAGGAAGAUGAGCUCAGAAAGAAGGCAGAAGAACUUCAGAAACAGAAGGAAGAGCUACAGAGGCAGCAUGACCAGCUUCAGGCUCAGAAACAAGAGCUUCAGCAGGUUGUAAAACAGAUGGAACAAAAGAAACUACAACAAGCAAAUCCACCUGCAGGACCAGCUGGAGAACUGAAAUUCCAGCCCCCUGGCGAGCACAAAAUUGAAGAAGCACCAAAACAACCUGCAGGAGGUGAUCAGCCUCUACCACCAGGACACAUCCAAGAACCAGCUGCUGGAACUGAUCAAGUUCACCCUUAGCCACUUGUGCCUCAACUUUAUAGCAUCUUUAUUAUUUUGGGGGGAGGGUAAAAGGCAGAAAAGGGAGAGGGACAAAAAAAAACAAAAAACAAACAACAAAAAGGGUAAUGAACUCUCCACUUUCUUUCCCAGAUUGUAAAAAUCACUGGGAGCAUUAGAGAUUAAAUAUCAAUCAGGCUUGAAUCAUAAAUUAAUUUUCUCUCCAAUACAUCAGUAAGAAAGGCAACAGGAGGAUCAUUUAGCAGCUAUAAUGGAGGAAAAAUAUUAAGGAAACUUAUUAUUAAAGGUUUUUAUGGCCAAGGGACUUAGCUCUUGGACUCUUCUCCUAUAAAAAGAGGGAGAUGACUGCCAUUGUGUGUUUAGGCACAAAUUGCAAGCUUUUCAGAGAAGAAGCAAUGAACUGGCCUGAAUAUCAAGUUAGAUCUUGUUUUAUGUAGAAACUCUUUCCAGAAAUGCUGAGAAGCAAAGUACAGGGAAAUAGACCAUAGAUAAAGGCCUACCAUUUCCAGUACUACCAACCACUUUCUUCUUCUGAGACCAAAUAAAAAUGAAAAUUCUUACGCUUAACUUUUAGAAAAUUUGCACUUUCUAAAAUUUAGCCACCACAAACAAUUGCAUGGAAUAGUGAAUACUUUUCAUGUUUACAGAAGCCUAAGAAUUUCACUAUGAGCCUUCAGAAGGAAUACUGUACUUCUAGUGGAUUGGUCUGAACCGUCCUUGUUAAGAUUAAUUCUGUGUAGAUGUUGGCUCACUCAUUUGGCUCCAGGGAUAGUACUUUUGUCCCUGUUUCUUUCAUCAGGUGCCAAGUGAUCUCAAAAUUUUGCAUGCAGUUAAAUAAGCUUUUUAUGUUGAUGGAAAUGUUGUACAAAACAGAACAAGGCUCACUGUCUUUUUCUGUACAGAUUUUCCUACCUCUUGCGGUAAAACCAGAUUUUUUCAAAAUGCACCAUGUGAUUCUGAAAGCUCUUCUCAGACAUGAAUCUUUGACUUGUUAAGAGUCUCACUGUUAAUACACAUUUGUCUUUCAGCAGUUAGUUGAUGUAGGCAUAUGAAAUAUCUAAAACAAGGGUGCUACUUGAUUGUAUUAUUUUGGAAUAGAACCAGGAUAGCUCUCUCAUACUGUAAGCCAAGAUUUUUAAAAACCAAACAAAAAAACAACAAAACAAAAACUGAGCAGCAAAAGUUGUCUUUCCUGUGGGUUUUGCUAUAACGUCAAAAAGCUGUGUGAUUGUCCUUGCUUCUCAUCCACUUCAGACUGAGCGUAAACCCUCUUUCUAGCUUUGUGUUUGUUUGUUUGUUGCUGUUAAGAAGAAAUAUGGAUUGCUCUGAUUGUAUAACAUUGGCUCUGAACUGAUAUACACGCACCUUGGCAUGCAUCCUUUGUAUUUUCUUCCACUUCUGUGGCUAACUGCAUUGUCAUUCAAAGAGAUCAUUUGGGUUUUGAGCAAAGAAACAGGCAGGCCUCUCCUACCAAAAGAUGUUUCUUACAGGAUAAUACUCAAAUAUUUUAGGCAAACUCAAAGACCUUUGGCAGUUACUAAUGUUUUGUAUUGAUAUUUGAUAUUUAAGUCUCUCACUAAAGUAUUCUGAUUGAUAGAGGCUGGUCAUAUUCCUUACAUGCUUAAUGCUUCUUUCAGAUGAAUUGAGCAUAUUCACAUUCUUCACACAAUGUAACAAAACUCAUUGCUGGAAUAGAUUAGGUUUCUUUAUCUGUUUCAUCUUGUUAAUUGUGAUGUCACAUUUCAUUCAUUUAUACCACUCCAGCAAUUAGAUUUACUUUGUUGUUGUUCUCUCUCCAAGUUAUUAGUAUCUUAAUAUGUUUCUAAAAUUAGUUUCAAAAGCCACUGUUUGUUACUUCCAUGUAAUUCUAACAUCAGUUUAUGUCUUUGUCAGGAGGCUGAAGCUUAUUUCUACAACUUUUUGCUAAGAGAACUAGACGUAGUUACAGCUACAAGCAGAGUAACAUCAUUUCCCAGUGCAGAGUCUUGGCUUUAGGGCUGUAAGCAUGAUAAUCAGGAGCAGAGUGAGGAAAGAGGAAAACAAAGGUGAGUUAUUCUAACACCACAGAAAAGAGGAGGGGACAUUUUUCCUUCUCCUUGUACCACAUGAAAUUUUGCAAAGAAAGAAUGAUACAGCUGGAGAUGUUUCCAGAGAAUCAAGGACUGAAACCUUUAAUCUGAAUGCAUUUCUACCAUACAAAUCAUUCUUCCUUCCUAUCUGCCUCAUCACAAAUGUUAUUAUAGGUAGUAUAGUAUAUGCUCUCAAGCACUUGCCACAGCUCAAGCUUUGUUUUCAUUGCAAAGUUAACAAGAGUUCCCAAUUUUACAUUUCAACUAACUUGAGCCACAUUCGGCAUAAAACAAUGCGUAUCUUUCCUCAACUGCUGUCUGAUACUGAAAUGUUCUUGUCAGUGUUAAUUUUAGUGAUAGGUUUGCAUUUUAACAAUAUACUUAGGUUCACUUCUUAGAGGUAAAAACAGGCAAUUUUCUAAAUUCUAGAAUUACUGAUCAGAUUUCUCUCUUAACAGUAAUGUAAGUUGUAGUCCAGCUGUCAGAUGUUUGUGCUGAAUUGUGAGGAAGUCAAUGCCUUAGUUCACAGUAACAUUUAAGUUAUUUAACUCCUACUGAGCAGACCCUAACUUUACUGCCUAAAAGUUUUUGAGACAAAUUAGAGAUUCAUACUCAUCUGUCCAAUUCAGAAUCUCAUACGAGUCAUUAUCUGUUCCACAUGUCUGCAUAGAGAGGCCUAAAUGGGUAUUUUCCUGGAAGAUGGGCAGUCAGGUCCAGUCUCAACAAACAGCAAACAGUCCUGACCUGAUGCUGUCCAUCUUGUCAUCCUUUAUGGAAAGGACUUUAUUCUUCAGACCCAAGCUAAUGAGGUCUCAAUCUGAGCAUAAUCUAGUCCAAUUAUUUUUGAGGAUUAAUUCUGAGAUAAACGUGAUCUCACUGUAAGGAAUAUCUGCCAUAGAUGUUAUGCAACAUGCUAAAGUCACACCUACACAUGGAACAUGUAACUGGUUUAACCCUUCUUUAACACAGCUUUUUUUCAAUAAUGACAUCUUUCAUUAGGUUCUCUCUUCCACAACAGAGACUGAAAGUAUUACAUUAUCCACUCACUGCCUGUUUUCUUCUAUGGUAUGGAUUUCUCAGGAGCUUUUUAAAAGAUUAAAAAAAAACUUGCAGCUAUGUCAGGAAAUAGAACUCUAUAAUUGAAGUUAAACAAGGGACUGGAAUAUCAUGGGCACCAGGACUUUGACCUGUACUCUGCUUUUCCUUUAGGAGGUGAUUUACAGGAAAAUUGAAUGUAACCUCAUAGAGGCAUCAAUUCCAAGACAAAGAUACAGAUGUUUUGUUUUGUACUUGGCUGGGAUUUCAGUAGGAGGAUGAAGGGGUAAGAUUUGGUCAGUGGUGUAUAAAUUUUUAUCUUCCAGUGCAAUAUAUGUAAGAAAAAAAGGCCCAGUCCAUAGUUUGUAUUGAUUAGUUUUUAACUGGAUUAAACUGAAUCUCAGUGCA